Molecule: messenger RNA, 1636 nt
Organism: Camelina sativa (false flax)
Lineage: Eukaryota; Viridiplantae; Streptophyta; Magnoliopsida; Brassicales; Brassicaceae
Product: cell division cycle 20.2, cofactor of APC complex-like
Biological process (GO): anaphase-promoting complex-dependent catabolic process; positive regulation of ubiquitin protein ligase activity; positive regulation of anaphase-promoting complex-dependent catabolic process
Cellular component (GO): anaphase-promoting complex
Molecular function (GO): anaphase-promoting complex binding; ubiquitin ligase activator activity; protein binding
Source: RefSeq, a predicted model, not a curated record
CCAAUCUUAAUCACACUUCUCUCCUCAGUCCUCAUCAUCAUCAAAUCACCUCUCUCUGGCUCUCUCUUUUCUCUCUAUCAAUCCAAUUUUUUUACUAACGUUUGUUUCAUUCUCUGCAGGAUUAGUGUAGUUUACUAUUUCGACUAGGUUUUCGUUUCGUUUCUAUUUUUAGAUCGUCUCUUCUAGGUUCUAACCCUUAACCAAUCGCUCGUUGUUGUUUCUCUCUUUUGUGAUUUUUGUGAUAAUGGAUACAGGAGGUUCUUCCUACUUGAAGGCAAUGGCUCGAUGCCCAAUUCAGCGAUCCUUUCUCCCUAGAGAUACCUCCAAAGAAAACCUUGACAGAUUCAUUCCGAAUAGAUCAGCCAUGGAUUUUGACUUUGCCUACUGGCAGCUAAUGGAAAGACCACCAAACCUGAACGAUGAUCAGCAGGCAACAAAGAAGGAACAGACCUCAAACUCCAACUCCUCCAGUGGCUACUCAAACUCCAGUGGGAAUUUACCAACAACAGCUGAUAAUGUUUUAGCCAUUGCAUUGCAUCAUACUGUUUAUCUCUGGGAUGCUUCUAAGGGUUCUACUACUGAACUUGUCACUGUUGAUGAAGAUACGGGACCUGUCACAAGCAUCAACUGGGCACNGCGUAAGCCGCCUAGACACAUCCCUAAGACUUUCGAGAGAAUGUUGGAUGUUCAUGACUUGGCCGAUGACUUUUAUCUCAACUUACUUGACUGGGGCACUGAUAACGUUUUAGCCAUUGCAUUGUAUCAUACUGUUUAUCUCUGGGAUGCUUCUAAGGGUUCUACUACUGAGCUUGUCACUGUUGAUGAAGAUACGGGACCUGUCACAAGUAUCAACUGGGCAGCAGAUGGUCGUUAUCUUGCUGUUGGGCUUAACAGCUCUCAAGUCCAGAUUUGGGAUUGUGCUGAUUGUCGUAGACUGAGAACGUUGGAGUGUGGUCACGCGUCUAGAGUAGGAUCGUUGGCAUGGAACGAUCUUAUCUUGACAACGGGAGGAAUGGAUGGGAAGAUCAUCAACAACGACGUACGGGUUAGAUCACACGUUGUGAAUACGUACAGGGGUCACACUUUACAAGUUUGUGGGUUGAAGUGGUCAGGAUCUGGACAGCACUUGGCAAGUGGUGGCAACGACAAUGUGGUUAAUAUAUGGGACCGUUCUAGUAGUACUCAGCGGCUGCACAGGCUUGUAGAGCACACAUCUGCAGUUAAAGCUCUUGCUUGGUGCCCUUUCCAAACGAAUUUGCUUGCAACUGGUGGCGGUGAAGGAGAUGGGAGUAUAAAGUUCUGGAAUACUAGGACAGGAGCUUGCUUGAACACGGUAGAAACUGGCUCUCAAGUUUCUUCUUUGUUAUGGAGCAACAAGGAAAGAGAGUUGCUUAGCUCACAUGGGUUUACUCAGAACCAGCUUACACUUUGGAAGUACCCAUCUAUGGUGAAAAUGGCUGAGCUCAAUGGUCACACAUCACGUGUUCUAUAUACUGCCCAGAGUCCGAAUGGUUGUACUGUAGCUUCUGCAGGAGCAGAUGAGAGACUAAUGUUUUGGAAUGUCUUUGGAGUACCAGAGGUUGCCAAAAAAGUAGUAGUACCUGAGCCAUUUUCUCAUGUGAACCGUAUUCGCUGA